GCGCGGGCGGGCCGGGGGCUGCGCCGCCGGGGAGGAGGUUUGGGGGAGCCUAGGGGGGUCCGGGCACUUACUUGGGCUGGAAGUUGGCGGCGAGAUGGGGAACGAGCGUUGGAAAACCGUGGGAGGAGCCUCGCAACUUGAGGAUGGGCAGCAGGAGAAAUCGCAGAGGAUGAGCUGCGGGUACAUCCUGUGCACCGUCCUGCUGUCAGUGGCCGUCCUCCUGGCAGUGACAGUCACGGGGGCCAUCCUCUUCAUGAACCACUACCACACGCCCGUCACCGAGUCGCCCCCCGUCAUCAGCACCAACCCCGAGGAGGCCAACGCGCUGGUGACCAUCGAGAAAGCCGACAGCUCCCGCAUCAACAUCUUCAUCGACCCCAACUGCCCCAGCGCCGCCGGCACCCUGGGCCGCAUGGAGGGGCUGCAGAUCUCCCUGCUGCGCGCCGUCACCGACCACGACGCCGAGGCCAAGGCCACUAAGAGCCAGCAGAAGGCCCUGCUGGUCACGGUGGCGGACGAGGUGGCCAAGCUGCUGACACACGCCGUGCAGCUGCGCGCCGACUGCGACGGCCUCAAGAAGGGGCACAGCGCCAUGGGGCAGGAGCUCAGCGCCCUGCAGGGAGAGCAGGGCAGGCUCAUCCAGCUGCUCUCGGAGAGCCAGACCAACAUGGCUCGGCUGGUGAGCUCCGUCAGCGACGUCCUGGACACGCUGCAGAAGGAGCGGGGCGGUGCCCGGCCCCGCCUCAAGGCUGACCUGCAGCGAGCACCGGCCAGGGGGGCGCGGCCCCGGGGCUGCUCCAACGGCUCCCGGCCCCGAGACUGCUUUGACAUCUAUGCGAGUGGACAGCAAGAGGACGGGAUUUACUCCAUCUUCCCCACGCACUAUCCCUCCGGCUUCCAGGUCUACUGUGACAUGACGACGGACGGGGGCGGCUGGACGGUGUUCCAGCGGCGGGAAGAUGGCUCUGUGAACUUCUUCCGUGGCUGGGAAGCCUACCGGGAUGGCUUUGGGAAGCUGACAGGAGAGCACUGGUUAGGGCUGAAGCGGAUCCACAUGCUGACAGUCCAGGGCACCUACGAGCUCCGCAUCGACCUGGAGGACUUUGACAACGGCACUGCCUUCGCCCACUACGGCAGCUUCGGGGUGGGGCUCUUCUCUGUGGACCCCGAGGAGGACGGGUACCCCAUCACCGUCACCGACUACUCGGGGACGGCAGGUGACUCCCUCCUGAAGCACAAUGGGAUGAAGUUCACCACCAAGGACCUGGACAACGACCACUCGGAGAACAACUGCGCCGCUUUCUACCACGGUGCCUGGUGGUACCGCAACUGCCACACCUCCAACCUCAACGGGCAGUACCUCAAGGGCCACCACAGCUCCUACGCCGAUGGCAUCGAGUGGUCCUCCUGGACCGGCUGGCAGUACUCCCUCAAAUUCACCGAGAUGAAGAUCCGGCCCAUCCGGGAAGAGAAUUAGCUGGAUGGCAGGAGCCCCCCCACACUGUGCCCAGCCCCCUGCCCUUCCCCACCACCCUGCAGCCCCAUCCCCCCCAGCUGCCAUCCUCCCCAUCCUCCCCGAGGGCUGGCCCAUCUUUGAGGGGCCUCUGGGGAGCACCUGCCCCCAGUGAGGGUGACUUUAUCUCCUGGGCAUCCACGGACAUUGCUGGACCUUUGCUUCCCACUGCCACGGCUCCGCUGCAGCCGGAAUGGCUCUGUUCUGGCCAGGGCAUGACCUGUGGCUGGUGCUCAUGCCCCAGAGAGGGCAGUGGGAUGCAGGGAUUUGGGGAGCAGUGCCCAGCAGGGUCCAGCAAGGAAGAGAAGGGGCUGCCUGGAGGUAGGGAGUAGCCCAGGUAGGCUGAGCACCUCUGAUCACCUCUGCUCCGGGCACAGACUCCAGGCAGUGGCCUCACCAAGUGACUGGGGGCACUUGCCACAGGGAGCCCCAAGACCCCCAGAAUCCCCCAGACUGGGACAAGGCUGCUCCACAGUUCCAGCUCCCCCCAUGGUGCUACUAGUGAUGGGGAGGGCUCAGCUGGGUCAGCCUGACCGUGCCAGUGAUUCUUUCUCUGGACUACAGAACAUUCGCCUCUGCCCCUGGAAGAGCAGCACAGCUGGGAAGGGACGACUACCAGCUCCUUAGUCCCUGUUGUCCCUGUCCUGCCUCCUGGAGCCUCCCCAUGGGUCAGAACACCCCAAAGCAAGCUGAUGCAGUGCUGCAAGGACGUCCACCCAGAACUGAGCAUGGCAUGGAGCUGUUUUGGCAGCACUGGAGAAAUGGGGAGCACAGCAAGUAGGAGGAGGAGGCGAGGAAGGUUCACUUCCCAGCACAGCUCUGCCUGCAUUUCGCAGCUCCUCCCUCCCAACCAGACUCACUCAGAUUCAUGUCGGCCAUCCAACAGCUGUGACCUUUCCCCAAACCCUUGGCUUUGGGCAGCACAGACACAUCCCCCACGUGAACCCCCUCUGCUCACUGCCGGCCCGGGGACCCGCGUUCAUUUUCACCCCGGCUGAGCCGUGCGCUGGCACGGCACCUGCAGAUAUCCAAAGCCUUUCAUUUCCUCAAAUCCCGUUAAGGUUUUGCAAAAAGAAGCCCCGAGUGGGGCUUAGCAUCUGCAGGGCCCUGAUAACUGGGCAGCAGUGGUGCCACGCACCAGCCAACCCAAGCAGGAGCUGCUGUGGGGUGCGGGACUGAUGUCUCCUGCUGGCUCCCUGGAAGGACUCAAAUGGGGGAUUUUGUCCAAAAGAAAACUAGAACCAAAUGUGAGAAGGCUCUGAAGCAGGAAGGGAAGGAGACAGCAGGGACCCAGUCACCCUGUCCAUCAUUUUCUGCCUGUGCUACAGCAGCGGUGGGGAGCAGAGCCCUGGCCCCCCAAGACACUGUUGGACAGAUGGAUGGACCGAGGAGGGGAGGAAAACUCCCAGUGUCCCCAUUUCCAGGGGGGCUUAAGGCAUGGGGAGAUCAAAGGCUCAGCUUCCCAGCUGCGCCAGGUUUGUACUGCCCUCUGUGAUUCUUCUUUUUUUAAGCCUUCCCACCUCGGAUCCUGUGCUGGACAAGCCCGUUCACCUGCUGGGUGAGUCCCUGUCUGUCUGUUUUGCGAGGAAAACAAGGACAAACAAUGUAUUGGGAUUGCUUUUCCUGUUCCAGAGACAUUCCUCAGAGCCCUCGGGUGAGGAUGAGCUCUGAGUGCAGGCACCAGCUCUACCUACUCCAACCCUGCCCAGAGCAGCUGGUCAGGCUUUCUGGAACGAUGGAAUUUGGGGAGCUCAGCAGUGGCAUUUCCCACUUCAAAAGCAGGAGCCCUGACAGCUUCCCAGGGCCUUCCUGUGCCCCACUGGACCUCUCUAGAAAGGGUCCCGCCUGCACCCAUCUUUACUUCUCGUUCAUUUAUUUUGUGGAGUAGCUGUAGCUGUGUUUUCUAGCACUUGCCUUUGGGCCAGGAAGGCACAUGGAGCCAUGUGCCGGGUGGGAAGGCCCUCCCCUCCCCAGACCCCUCCACUGGUGUUUUGCCACGCCGGGGAGGGGACACUGUACGUCGGUUUGUCGGUAGCACAUCCUUGAGUAACUGCCUGUGUCAUCCGGGACCCCCCAAUGACUUUGUUUUGACUUGCACGAGAGGUAUUUAAUCCAUGCCAAGACGCAGGAUUGCCCAGGAUUAUUCCCAAGAGCGCACACAUUGCUCCAUGGCCCUGGAUUAGGUUAAACCCGUCCGCGGUGACACCUCCCCGGAGAGGGGAGGGCAGGGGCGACUGGGGGUCCGGGAUGUGGCCACGUACCUUCCCGGCGAAGCCCUGAGCCAGGUCGUGGUGUGUAGCAGUGCCGUGAAGUCUCUCUAGGUCGUGUGUGAGUGUGUCCAACGCUGUACAUGUGGACUUUCUAAACUCCUUAAUAAAAGGAUCUCAUCGUUA
Pipra filicauda (Wire-tailed manakin) is the source of this 3906-nucleotide messenger RNA. It is a transcript of the gene FIBCD1, whose product is annotated as fibrinogen C domain containing 1. The record is from RefSeq and is a predicted model, not a curated record. The transcript has 7 exons. The coding region runs from base 95 to 1477 and encodes 460 amino acids. Lineage: Eukaryota; Metazoa; Chordata; Aves; Passeriformes; Pipridae.